This is a messenger RNA of Chenopodium quinoa (quinoa), 1593 nucleotides long. RefSeq lists its product as uncharacterized. The coding region runs from base 1 to 1593 and encodes 530 amino acids. The record is from RefSeq and is a predicted model, not a curated record. Lineage: Eukaryota; Viridiplantae; Streptophyta; Magnoliopsida; Caryophyllales; Amaranthaceae. The transcript has a single exon.
AUGGAUACUAGUUGGAUUGAUUUACCAAAAGGCAAAUUUGCUUAUUAUGAGGGUUGCAUGAAAUUCUUAAAGAUUGCUAAGGAGACUCUUAUAGAUGGAAAAACCAAAUGCCCAUGUAAUAAGUGCAAGUUAAAUAAAUGGCAUCUUUUAGAAGAAGUAGGAGGCCAUAUUUUAUUUAAUGGUUUUUAUAAGAAUUAUAGAAAAUGGAUUUUCCAUUGUGAGGGUGAAGGGAGUAAUACCUUAAAGCCUCCUAGUGAUUAUGGGAAGGAAGUAGAUCGAGAUGAUAUGGAUGAGCUACUAAGAGCGGCUUUCGGGGUUCACAGUCCACAAUCCACUAAUGAAUUCCAAGCCCCAUCAUCAAAUGAAAUGAAUUUUGACAAGGAAGGUUCAUAUGACAUGCAUGAAGAGUUUGAUUUUCAUUGUGAGGUAAAUGAUGAAAUUCCUUCAACUAACACUAAUGAAGAAAUGGAAAAGUAUAAAAGUCUUAUGGAAGCUUCUAAUGAGGGUCUAUAUGAGGGUUGUACUACUUUCUCAAAGUUAUCAUUUCACUUACAUCUGUUUCACCUUAAGUGUAUGUUUCAUUGGUCUGCCGAGUCAUUUAAUAAAUUGAUUGAACUUCUAAAUGAUGCAUUCACUCAUAUUAAAGAGUUUCCAUCACCUUACUAUGAAGGGAUUAAGAUAAUCAAAGACUUGGGAUUAGGAUAUGAAAAAAUACAUGCAUGUCCAAAUGAUUGCAUGUUAUAUUGGGGGGAAUUUGACGCUGAAAUUGAGUGUCAUAUUUGUCAUACAUCAAGGUGGAUUACUAUUAAAGGGAAGGAGGGUGACACAAUUGAGAAAGGGAAUGAAUCAGUUAAGAAAGGUGAGCCAGCUAAAGUUAUGCGAUAUUUUCCUCUCAUAUCUAGACUAAAGAGGCUUUACAUGUCUUCUAAAACAGCAGAGGAUAUAAGAUGGCAUUUUAACCGUGAGGAUGAUAAGAUCCUAAGGCACCCUGUAGAUGGUGUUGCUUGGAAAAAAUUUGAUGAAAAUUAUAAGAUAUUUUCUGCCGACCCUCGUAGUGUUAGAUUGGGAUUAGCUAGUGAUGGUUUUAAUCCAUAUCGUCUAAUGAAUACUAAUUACAAUACAUGGCCGGUGGUUUUAAUUCCUUACAAUCUUCCACCAUGGAUCUGCAUGAAGUCAUCAUCUUUCAUUUUGUCCUUGAUUAUUCCGGGUAAAUAUGGUCCUAGUAUUGAUAUUGAUGUAUACUUGCAACCAUUAAUACAUGAUUUGAAAUUGUUGUGGAAAGGUGUAAAUGCUUUUGAUGCUUACAGUGGAAAAUCCUUUAACAUGCGAGCAGCCUUACACUCCACAAUAAAUGACUUCCCAGCAUAUGCUAUGUUGUCGAGAUGGAGUACCAAAGGUUAUAAAGCUUGCCCUUCUUGUGCUAAUUCUACUUAUUCAUAUAGAUUUGGUGGUAAAAUUAUCUUUCCUGGACAUCGAAAAUGGUUGCCAAUUGAUCAUCCUUAUCGUUGCAAAGCUCAAUUAUUUGAUGGGAAAGAAGAGUACGGCCUUGCUCCAAUUCCUUUAAGUGGGACCGAUGUUUUGAAGCAGCAAUAA